Molecule: messenger RNA, 1176 nt
Organism: Beauveria bassiana ARSEF 2860
Lineage: Eukaryota; Fungi; Ascomycota; Sordariomycetes; Hypocreales; Cordycipitaceae
Product: 26S proteasome regulatory complex, ATPase RPT4
Exons: 4
Coding region: 1-1176 (391 amino acids)
Biological process (GO): positive regulation of RNA polymerase II transcription preinitiation complex assembly
Cellular component (GO): proteasome regulatory particle, base subcomplex; cytosolic proteasome complex
Molecular function (GO): ATP binding; ATP hydrolysis activity; proteasome-activating activity
Source: RefSeq, a predicted model, not a curated record
AUGACGCCGGAAGAGGAGCGCCAGGCAGCCCUGAACUCGUACCGGGCCAAGCUCAUCGAGUCCCGCGAGUGGGAAGCCAAGCUCAAGAAUCUACGCCUUGAGAUCAAGGGACUACAGAAGGAUUUUGACCGCACAGAGGAGAACAUCAAGGCGCUGCAGAGCGUUGGGCAAAUCAUCGGCGAGGUGCUGAAGCAGCUCGAUGAGGAAAGAUUCAUCGUCAAGGCCUCGUCCGGCCCUCGCUACGUGGUUGGCUGCCGAUCAAAGGUCGACAAGGCCAAGAUGAAGCAGGGCACCCGUGUAGCGCUCGACAUGACGACACUCACAAUCAUGCGCAUGCUGCCUCGCGAGGUCGACCCGCUCGUAUACAAUAUGUCUUUGGAAGACCCUGGCCAGGUCAGCUUUGCUGGUAUCGGUGGUCUGAACGACCAGAUUCGCGAGCUAAGAGAGGUCAUCGAGUUGCCGCUGAAGAACCCGGAGCUUUUCCUGCGCGUCGGCAUCAAGCCACCCAAGGGUGUCUUGCUUUACGGCCCCCCCGGAACCGGAAAGACGUUGCUGGCGCGAGCGGUCGCGUGCAGCCUGGAGACCAAUUUCUUGAAGGUGGUCUCGUCUGCUAUUGUCGACAAGUAUAUCGGCGAGUCGGCGCGACUGAUUCGUGAAAUGUUUGGGUAUGCUAAGGAGCACGAGCCCUGCAUUAUCUUCAUGGACGAAAUCGAUGCCAUCGGCGGUCGACGAUUCUCCGAGGGUACCAGUGCGGACCGAGAAAUUCAAAGAACGCUGAUGGAACUACUCAAUCAGCUGGACGGUUUUGAUUACCUUGGCAAGACCAAGAUUAUCAUGGCCACCAACAGACCAGACACGCUGGACCCUGCGCUACUACGUGCUGGCCGUCUGGACCGCAAGCUUGAGAUUCCUUUGCCCAACGAGGUUGGCCGUUUGGAGAUUUUGAAGAUUCACGCGGCUGGUGUGGUUCUUGAUGGCGACAUUGACUUCGAGAGCGUGGUCAAGAUGAGCGACGGCCUGAACGGUGCCGAUUUGAGAAACGUGGUUACAGAGGCUGGUCUCUUUGCGAUCAAGGAUUACCGCGAGUCGAUUAAUCAGGACGACUUCAACAAGGCGGUGCGCAAGAUGGCUGAGGCCAAGAAGCUGGAAGGCAAGCUAGACUACCAGAAGCUGUAG